AUAUACACACAGAUCUCUACAUUUAUUAGAGAACCCACUUUUGAUUUUUCUUGAAUCUCUCUCUCUCUCUCUUUCUCACAGUCUGUUAAGUUAUUAUAACCAUUGAAGGAAACUUUCAUCAAGCAAUGGUUCUUCUUGGUUUCUUCUUACGGAUCAUUACUUUCACUCUGACUCUGACUCAGCUCGUUGAUGGGUUUCAGAGUCGAAUGUUGAUGAACAAUGGACUUGCUCUCACUCCUCAGAUGGGAUGGAACAGCUGGAAUCAUUUUCAGUGUAACAUCAAUGAAACUCUCAUCAAGCAAACCGCUGAUGCAAUGGUUUCAAGUGGUCUCUCUGCAAGAGGUUAUAAGUAUAUCAACAUAGGUAAUUCAAUGAAGACCAUUGUUUGGUGUUUGUUACUCUGUUUUUUUUCUCAUAUCUCUGUUUCCUUAUUAUUGUCUACUGUUUUUUUCUGUGUGUUUAUUACAGAUGAUUGUUGGGGUGAACUUAAGAGAGAUGCUCAGGGAAACAUGGUUGCCAAAGCAUCAACGUUUCCUUCAGGGAUGAAAGCUUUAUCAGAUUAUGUUCAUAGCAAAGGGCUUAAGCUUGGGAUCUACUCUGAUGCUGGGACUUUUACCUGCAGCCAAACCAUGCCAGGAUCACUCGGACAUGAGGAACAAGAUGCCAAAACAUUUGCCUCAUGGGGGAUUGACUACUUGAAGUAUGAUAACUGCUUUAACACAGGGACAAGUCCAAAAGAAAGAUACCCAAAGAUGAGCAAAGCUCUGAUGAAUUCAGGAAGAUCCAUUUUCUUCUCUUUGUGUGAAUGGGGACAAGAUGAUCCAGCAACAUGGGCAGGAGAUAUUGGUAACAGUUGGAGAACAACAGGAGAUAUCCAAGAUAACUGGAAGAGCAUGACAACAAUAGCAGAUCAGAAUGAUCGAUGGGCGUCUUACGCAAGACCAGGAUCAUGGAACGAUCCAGACAUGCUCGAAGUGGGAAACGGAGGCAUGACUAGAGAAGAGUACCGAUCACAUUUCAGCAUAUGGGCAUUGGCAAAAGCUCCUCUGCUGAUUGGGUGCGAUCUAAGAUCUAUGGACAAAGUCACCUUUGAGUUGCUUAGCAACAAAGACGUGAUUGCUGUUAACCAAGACAAACUUGGGAUCCAAGGAAAGAAAGUCAAGAAAGAUGGUGAUCUUGAGGUAUGGGCAGGUCCUUUAAGCAAGAAACGAGUAGCAGUCAUCCUAUGGAACAGAGGAUCAUUACCUGCAAACAUCACAGCUGGAUGGGAAGACAUUGGUCUUCAUUCAUCAGCUAUUGUUAAUGCUCGUGACUUAUGGGCGCAUUCAACACACUCGGGGGUUAAAAAACAACUAUCUGCUCUAGUGGAGCCUCAUGCCUGCAAAAUGUAUACGCUCACCAGACGCAAAGCUUAAGAUGCUGUUCUUCUAGAGAGCUAGAGUCAAUCAAGUGAAACUGAUCUCUAGCCAAAUACAGUUGAAUCCUGAAGAUUUUAUCAAUUUUCUCUUAGUCAAUCUAUGCUGGAUAUGAGAUGCCAGCAUCAUAAAUGAUCAAUCCAAAUAACAUUAUAAUAAGAAUAAAUUUGAUAAAUAUCAA
This is a messenger RNA of Brassica napus (rape), 1596 nucleotides long. Its product is annotated as alpha-galactosidase 2. The record is from RefSeq and is a predicted model, not a curated record. The transcript is spliced from 13 exons. Lineage: Eukaryota; Viridiplantae; Streptophyta; Magnoliopsida; Brassicales; Brassicaceae. Gene Ontology annotation, biological process: carbohydrate metabolic process. Bases 126 to 1415 code for a protein of 429 amino acids. Gene Ontology annotation, molecular function: hydrolase activity, hydrolyzing O-glycosyl compounds.